Molecule: messenger RNA, 1701 nt
Organism: Durusdinium trenchii
Lineage: Eukaryota; Dinophyceae; Suessiales; Symbiodiniaceae
Source: the annotation of a GenBank genome assembly
ACAGGAGACCGCUGGGUAAACCAGAGCCAAAUCCAAAUUGCAGCCAUGGCAGUUGAGAAGAACGUUGGCAUUGGCAGAAGUUUGGAAGGAGAUGACUCCGCUGAACGAGAUGCAAGACAAACACAGGUGGCGACCUACGUGGCGCGCAUGGAAAUCAGUGAUCCCGACGUCCUGCGCGCCACGCGCGCGCACUGCGCCUUCCGCGGCUGCGCGCAGGCCCUGCGCCCGGAGCACGGAGGCAAUCUUUAUCAUGAGAGCUUUGUGAGCGAGAAGAUCUCCUGCUUCUGGUCACACUCCUGGCACGGUGGGCCUUGGACGAAAAUUCUGACGCUCUUGCUGCACCAUAAUGGACUUGCUGCAGUUCUCUCUGGUUUUUUCGCCGCCUUGGUCGCGAUGCUCCUUUUCGGCCUGGGCCUCCUCCGUGGCAUCCCACGGAAUUCGGAUGCUCCGGACAUGCAGUGGUCCACGUGGUCACUGGGCAGUGGUUUGCUCAUUGCCGUGCUCGUGGUGGUCUUUUGGCGCUCACAGCAGCUGAUCUUUUUGGAUCGGAUUUGUAUCGACCGGGAUGACCGAGAACAGAAGAGAGCUAGCAUCUUCAGCUUAGGCGGGAUCCUGAAGAAGUCCAAGGAAAUGCUUGUGCUUUGGGAUUCCACGUGGAGCGGGCGCCUUUGGUGCGUCUUUGAACUCGCUGCCUUUCUAAAGAGCCAACAGUCAUCGAGUGAGAAGGUGCUCCUCAUCAGACCCACGUUCUUGGGCCCCUGUUCGAUGGUGCUCUUCUUCGGGAGCUUUUUCAUGAUGCUGCCUGUGACCACCAUGUCCUUUAACCAGAGUUGGGGACCCUUUGGACUCAUCGUGCGCGCCUUGGGCGCCUUGCUGUUCGUCUUCAUCGCGGGCACCUUCAUCUCACUGGCUCUGCGCGCGUAUUUCCGCUCGGUGGAGAGGCUCCUAGAGGAGCUGCGCAACAUCAGCGUGGAGAAUUGCAGGUGUGCCUGCUGUGAUUUGGAUCAUACAAUGGAUGGGGCGAAUCUCUUGUGCGACCGGGAGAUUGUGAAGGAAUGUGUGUCGAUUUGGUUUGGGAGCCUCGAGGCCUUCGAAGAAUCCAUCCGCUCCGAGCUCUCAGACGCCAUGGCCACGGGUCUGAAAGAUCGCGUCUUCACCCGAGGAUGGAGCCUAUCAGUGACCACUCCCAUCCUUUGGGCCUAUUUUGAUGUAGCGGUCUCUUGGGCUGCUGCAGGAGAUGUGCUUUGGUUCUUUCUGAUCCUGCUGGAUGGCUGGGUGCUUUGGUUUCUUUGCGGACCCAUCUACGCGGACUAUUUGACCUUCAUCACGUGUCGUUACUGCCGAAGAGCAAGGUCGACAUGUGGAGAGAUCCUGAAGAACACGGGGAUUGUUCUUUUGGGAUCGGGUGGUUUUCUGGUGAUCGCUGGAAGCUAUGUCCUUUGCCAGGGCUUUAUACCUUUUGAAAAAGAGUGGUAUGGUGCUGCAGUCUUCGGGGGCUCCUGGCUGACUGUGGCCACGAUUCAUUUGCUCUACAAAGUUUCACGCAACAAGUCUCACAGCGCUCGUCGAUAUCGCCUUGGCAUUCGUAGCUGACCUGAUUGGUAGUGGAUACGCAUGAAAAUUGACGCAGUGACUGCGCUGGAGCCGAAGCAGCCUACCUAGGUGCAGUAGUGAAGGUGAAAUCCACGGUAGCCAAACGUG